Messenger RNA from Paraglomus occultum, 128 nucleotides. The record is from the annotation of a GenBank genome assembly. Lineage: Eukaryota; Fungi; Glomeromycota; Glomeromycetes; Paraglomerales; Paraglomeraceae.
AUGGGUCUAACACCAUUAUCCACAUCCUGCUUUGAAUCGGGCACAUCAUACUUGACUCAAUCAAAUGGAUUUCCCGUAAAAGCAGUUGCGGCUACCCCGAUAUUGCGUCCGUCCCAAAAUAAUUGGGG